UAGUCCGCUCUGCACCGCUUUAAGAGAGAGAGCGGCUGUCUUCGCUCUCGUCCUUCCCCUCUCCUCUCCCACUUCCCUCCUCGUUCCUGAUCCGCCCCGCCGCCCACCCCACCUUCCUCGGCUUCUAAACCCUAGGGUUAGUGCUCUCUUUCCAAGGGCGAUAGCCAUCGCCCGUCGAUCAUGCCGCUCUUCCUCUCCGAGGAGGAGUUCCGGCUCCUCUCCCACGACGCCGCGGCGGUGGCGGAGAGGGCCGAUGCCGUCAUCCGGGACCUCCGCUAUCAGGUCGACACCGCCAAGGCGGAGAAGGACGCCGCCGCCAUUGCUGCCGAGCAGACCUGCGCUCUCUUGGAGCAGAGGUACGAGUCCCUCUCCGACGACCUUGCCCGGCUCCGGUCCGAGAAUGCCCAGCUUUCUGUCUCUGUUGAGCAGAGGCUCUCCGAAAUCGCUGAGAUCCAGGCCGAGAAGCACCAGCUCCAUCUCAAGGCCAUUGGAAAGGAUGGAGAGAUAGAGAGACUAUCGUUGGAAACGGUGGAACUGCACAAAUCCAAGCGCCAGCUUCUGGAAUUGGUUGAGCAAAAAGAUGUGGAGAUCAGGGAGAAAAAUGCCACCAUCCAAAGCUAUCUUGAUAAGAUCGUUAGUUUGACAGAUAAUGCUACUGCAAAGGAGGCCAGGCUGAAUGACAGUGAAGCAGAAUUGGCGCGUUGUCGUGCUACAUGUAAUCGUCUUACUCAGGAGAAGGAACUUCUUGAACGGCAUAAUGUUUGGCUUAAUGAGGAGUUGAGCGCCAAAGUUAACAGCCUUGUCGAACUACGUAAAACACAUAUGGAUGUUGAGGCAGAUUUGUCUGCUAAACUUGCUGAUUUUGAAAGACAGAUGAAUGAGUCUUCAAGCUUGUUAAAACGGAGUAAGGAAAGAGUAACUGAACUGGAGAUGAGAAUCACGUCCUUGGAAGAGGAGUUAUGCUCGUCUAAGGGUGCGGCUGCUGCUAAUGAAGAGCACUUUGCUGCUGAGCUAUCAACUGUCACAAAGCUUGCUGAACUUUACAAAGCGAGUUCAGAGGAAUGGUCCAAAAAGGCAGGGGAGCUUGAGGGUGUUAUCAAAGCAUUGGAGACACAUAUGACUCAAGUUGAAAAUGAGUACAAAGAAAAAGUUGAAAAGGAACUAUCACUUAGAAAAGAUCUUGAAAAGGAAGCUGCAGUCAUGAAGGAGAAGUUAGAAAAGUGCGAAGCUGAAAUUGAGAUUGCAAGGAAGGCUAAUGAGUCUAGCAUUCUUCCAUUAUCCAGUUUUCGUGCUGAUCCAACCUUGGAAGAACUUGAUAACGCACAUGAGGAUGGUCAGUUGGUUGUCCCCAAGACUCCGUUAGGUAUUUCAGGGACGGCAUUAGCUGCUUCCCUUCUCCGAGAUGGUUGGAGUCUUGCUAAAAUGUAUGAGAAAUCAGAAGCUGCUGAUGCUCUGCGACAUGAGAAAUGGGGACGGAAGCAUGCAGAGGCCAUUUUGGAACGGGUACUACAUGAAAUAGAAGAGAAGGCUGGGAUCAUUUUGGAUGAACGAGCUGAACAUGAGAGAAUGGUGGAAGCAUACUCUUUGAUGAAUCAAAAAUUGCAGCAGGCACUAUUAGAGCAUGAUAAUUUUGAGAAUACUAUUCGGAACUUAAAGUCUGAGUUGAAGAAGCGUGAACGUGAUCAAACUAUUGCACAAAAGGAGAUAAGUGAUCUUGAGAAGCAGGUAACAGUUCUUUUGAAGGAAUGCCAAGAUAUUCAACUUCGCUGUGGUGCUACCCCUCAGUUUCCUGGUGAAAAAUCUGUGACUAUGAUUUCAGUUGAUAUUGAUGAUGGCACUGAUGCUAGGAACAAGAUCUCUGAGCCCCAUAUGAUGUUUAAGGACAUACAUGGAUUAGUGGAGCAGAAUGUCCAGCUCCGAGGCCUUGUGCAUAGUCUUACAAGUGAAGAUGAAAAAAGAGACUUUGAACUAAGGGAGAGUUUCCAGAUUGAGCUUCAGAAGGUCACUGAUGAGGCAACUGCUAAGGUUGAAGCAGUGCUGAAAAGAUCCGAGGAACAAGGGCACAUGAUUGAAUCUCUUCACAGCUCUGUUGCAAUGUAUAAGAGGUUAUAUGAAGAAGAACGUAGGCUUCGUGCUUCUAGCCAUGUUUACACUGAAUCUGUUCCUGGAGAUGGAAAGAAGGAGCUUAUGCUUCUCUUUGAAGGUUCUCAGGAAGUUUCAAAGAAAGCAUAUGAGCAACUAACUGAACGCGCUAGAAAUCUUGAAGAGGAUUUGGCUAAAUUGAGGGGCGAGCUUACAUCGAUACGUUUAGAGCGUGAUAAGAUGAUCCUCGAAGCCAGUUUUGCUAGGGAAAGACUUGAUAGUUUCAAGAAAGAAUUUGAACACCAGAGAAAGGAGGCAAAUGCAGUUUCAGCUAGAAAUGUGGAGUUGACACACUUGCUGGUUGAUUAUCAAAAACGUCUCCGAGAAAGUUCUGAUUCUUUACAAGCCUCCGAGGAGAAUUUACGAAAGCUUUCUAUGGAGGUGUCUAUUUUGAAGCACGAAAAGGAAAUCCUUAUAAACUCGGAGAAAAGAGCUUCUGAUGAAGUUCGCAGUCUGUCUGAGAGAGUGCACCGUCUGCAGUCAAGCCUGGACACCAUUCAAAACACUGAGGAGGUUCGAGAGACUGCAAGAGCUGCAGAGAGAAGAAAACAUGACAAGUAUCUAAAACAAGUUGAAAGAGAUUGGGCAGAAACUAAGAAGGAACUUCAGGAGGAGCGAGAUCAUGUUCGUGCCCUAAUGCUUGAUAGGGAAAAGGCAAUGGAUAAUUCCAUGAGACAGGUGGAUGAAAUGAGAAAAGAAUUAGCUGAUGCUUGGCGAGCUGUUGCUUCGGCUGAAUCAAGGGCUGCCGUGGCAGAGGCUCGGUGCUCUGAUCUGGAAGCCAAACUCGGCUGUGCGGAGAAAAAGGUGAUUAAGAAGAGCGGUGGAAAUGAUCCUUCAGCAUUUUCUACAGAUGAGGUGACUGGAGAGUCAUGGAAAGUGAAAGAGGAGAUGGAAAAACUGAAGGAGGAAGCACAGGCCAACAAGGAUUUUAUGCUACAGUACAAAGAAAUAGCAUACACGAAUGAAGUUGCAUUGAAGCAAAUUGAAUCUGCACAUGAGGAAUACAAGGCCGAGGCAGAGAAAUUGAGAAAGUCAUUGGAAGAUGAAGUUCUUUCUCUGAGGAAUAAGGUGUCUGAGCUGGAGAAAAACUAUGUAUUGAAGUGUGAAGAAGCGGCUUCGGCCGUGGAAUCUAAAGAAAGAGAACUUUCUUUUGUCUUGGCCGAGACUUCAGGCUUAAGGGACGAAAUUGCUCAAAAGAUGACACAAAUAGAAGGGUUGGAAUUUCAGAUAUCCUCUUUGAAGGAUGAUCUUGAUAGGGAACACAUGCGUUGGCGAACUGCCCAAGACAACUUUGAGAGACAGGUUGUUCUCCAAGCUGAGGCAAUUCAAGAGUUGACUAAUACUUCUAAGGAACUGUCUUCGUUGCAAAGUGAAAUAGCAAAGCUGCGGAAAAUUUCAGAUGCACAAAAGGCUGAAAAUGAUUCUCUGAAAGCAUUGUGGGAAAAGGAAAAAUCAGAGCUGCAGGCACAAAAGGAUGGAGCUGAGAGGAAGUACAAUGAAAUAAAUGAGCAGAAUAAAAUAUUACACAAUCGACUGGACUCUUUACACAUUAGAUUAGCUGAAAGGGAACAAAGUUAUGCGGGAUUUUCUUCCCAAAAUGUAGAUUCAAAAGCUGAGAGUGACUUGCAAAAUGUUAUCAGCUAUCUUCGCAGGUCAAAAGAAAUUGCGGAAACCGAAAUAUCCUUGCUGAAACAAGAAAAGUUGCGGUUACAAUCACAACUUGAGAGUUCUAUAAAGGCCUCUGAAAGAGCUCAAACCUUACUACAUUCUCAACAUGAGAAUUCUAGAGCAAUAUUAUUCAAAGAUGAUGAAUUCAAGUCCCUACAGCUUCAGGUGAGAGAAAUUAAUUUGCUUCGUGAAAGCAACAUGCAGCUUAGAGAGGAGAACAAGCAUAAUUUUGAAGAAUGUCAGAAACUUCGUGAUGAAGUGCAAAAGGCUAAAAUGGGAGCUGAAAGAUUUGAAAAUCUUCUAAAAGAGAAGCAAAUAGAGUUUGAUGCUUGCCAGAAAGAGGUUGAGAUGCACAGGAUGGAGAUAGGGCAUCUGAACAAUAGGAUUGUUGAGUUAGUCGAAAGUUGUAAAAAUAUUGAUCCUGCGGAACAUGAACGAAUGAAGGACGAGCUCCAACAGAUUAAGGUCCUGCUGAAAGAAAAUGAGAUGGAGGUUCAGUUGACAAAAAAUCUUCUUUCCGAGAAACAAGAAACUAUAUCAAACUUGGAACAAGCCCUUGUGAAAUGUCAAUCAGAAUUAGCUGAACAAGUGAAAAGGUUAAAUGAUGCCCUUCAAAUUGAGGCAAAUAUCAGACAGGAAAAUGACAAGCAGAAGAAGAUUCUUUCUAUUUUGAAGAAAAAGAAUGAGACCUUGACAAAAGAGAAGGAAGAACUGAACAAGGAAAACCAAGCCCUUUCAAAACAGAUAGAAGAUUUAAAAUCAAGUACUAAUGCCCUUUCGAAACAGAUAGAAGCCAAGAAGAACACAGCUGACUCAGUGGACCAGGCCGCAAAGGAGAAGGACACCAGAAUACAGAUACUGGAGAAAACUCUAGAGAGAGAGAGGGAUGACAACAAGAAAGAGAAAGCAAAGCGGCAAAAGAAUGAGAAGGCAGUACUUGAUAUUAUGCAGACAGUAAACAAGGAUAAGAGAAGGCUUGUAGAGGAACUUUCAAAGCACAAACUUGCCAUACGUGCUGUGGUGGAGGGAACUGGACUAACUGAUACUCAACUUCCUCCUGGGUUUAGCUUGGAUGAAGAAACUCAUAAAUACUUCUUUUCCACUUCUAACUUGGGAGAAGCAGUGAAUUCCCUUUUAAAUGAUGGUCAGGGAAGUCAUCCCCUCACUUCAGACACAUCAACUGUGGAUACAUCCAUGGCCGCUCCAGGUCGGCAGGUUCCCUCUCAGCAGGCGAGACUUUCUACUACACCUCAUGUGAAAACAACACAGGAAAAAGAGAAAGGGUCUGCUGUGGUCAAACCAGUUAGUGAAGCCCGUAAGGGAGGGAGGCGGCUUGUACGUCCUCGUCUUGAGAGGCCUGAAGAACCUCAAGUUGACAUAGAAAUGUCAGGAAUGGAAGGGUCUACUGCAGCAGAAGAGGGAAAAGUUGGUACAUCUCAUGAACCAGAACUUUUAGGUGACAUUUCUUCGCGACAUCCAUCUUCUGCUCGCAAACGCCUGGCUUCAUCAUCAGCACCAGAGCUAAGAGAAGAGUCUGUUUCACAAGAAGAGACCGGACCUGAUGUUGCACCUCCAUUGAAGAAAUCCAAGGACUCUGAUGUCCAAGAGGCCUAUGAAGGAAAAACCAUCGCAUCAUCUUCUGAGAAUCCUGACACAGCACCACAGUCGUCUGUUCCAUCUGUUGAUAUUUCUGAUACACAACCACCUGUGGAAGAUACGGAAUCUGAUCAAGCUCCAGCCUUGUCAGGCGAGGAUAUUGUGGACACGGCGAAGGAUGAUGCUGCAACAAAUGAAGAAAUAGAGGAACAUCAAAAGCUAUCAAUGGAUGGUGCAAAUCAAGAAGAUGACAUUCAGUAUGAAGGGGAUGCAAUUGCAGAAGAGGUUGCUGAUAAGUCUAGAGCACCAUUGGAUUUGCUUGAUGAAUGCUUAAAGAAUGAAGAUGGAAAAGAAAUAUUGCAGUCUUUAGCUGCAGAUGGUGAAGAAGAGAGGGAAGAGGGGGAAUUGUUGCCUGAUGAACCAGAACAGCAACAAGAGGAUGGUACAUCAGUAGAAUGCCAGCAUGAGUCUGCGCCUGGUGAUGGAGAUCGGACUGGGGAUGAAACUGGGGAGCUUGUUGAGGCUGCCUCACCUGAAGUUGUGAGUGAAAGUGUUGAUGCUAUGGAAGAGGUUGCUGAAGGCAAUGAUAACAGUGAUCAUGGUGCUCCUGAUACUGUGCAGAGUCCACAGACAUCUGCAGGCAUAUCUGAGGUUCCACCAAGCACUCCUCCACAAAGUGCAGUCUCGGAACAGCAGAGUGCCAGCACUGUUACGGAUACAGAAGAAUCACGGGGCCACAGAACAAUAACCAUAUCUGAGAGAGCUAGACAGAAUGCCAUUUUGAGACAACAAGCCAGAAUGACAGCUCAGCCACCCUCAAGAAGAGGCAGAGCUGCUGGGAGUUACAGGAGAGAUGGCAAUCGGGGGGGAUCACGAGGUGGCCGAGGGGGACGUGGGUCAGCAUUUGGUGAUAGAGAACAAGUUUGAUUGAUGGGCAAAUAAUAAGCCCUUAGACGUUUCAUUUAUAUUUCCUGCACUUGUAAAUUUGGCUUCAGACAUGCCUGGGUUUGGCGGAGCCGUGCUUUAAUUUAUAAGUUGCUAAGAUGAAUGUUGCCGUCCAUAUGUAUUGCUCUUGAUUCUGCUUCUUUGAAGCACUUUGUCAUAAUCUUGGUUCAAUGUUUAAUGUCAUGCCUAGUAAAUUUUACCGAACCAUAA
Molecule: messenger RNA, 6561 nt
Organism: Phoenix dactylifera (date palm)
Lineage: Eukaryota; Viridiplantae; Streptophyta; Magnoliopsida; Arecales; Arecaceae
Source: RefSeq, a predicted model, not a curated record